GCAGCGGAUUGGCUGAUGGGUGCCGAGAGUUCUUUGAGGGAAGCUUACAAAGCCAAGGCUGAGCACAGUGCAGCAUCGACACUGUGAUGCUCAAACAGCCAUCUGAUAUCAUGUCGCUAUGAGAUGGUUCUUAUCAUGAGACAGUCUCUAACAGAUCCACUCUCAUAGUUACCCACUGUGGAUAAACGGCUUUGAAAAUCUCCCAUGGAAUCUGUACAACCAACUCUCUAACAGUGGACUUUAAAAGAUUCCAAUAACAGGAGGGAAAUAUAAAGAUCUUUGAAAUCCAGAGUGUCCACGAGGAAGCGCUACAUCUUGGUGAGACCUCGAUUACUUUUAAAGGACAAUCGCACAGAAGUCAAAUCCAAUCACUACACAUAAGGCAAGAGGAGAAAGGAGAGCUGAAGUGACAAGCUGAAUAAACAAGAGGAGGAAAAGGACAGGAGCAGCUGGACUUUUGCUACAAGCAAUUGUGAACAUUAAGGGUUGGAAAUUAAAGUUGACAGAGGAAAACAAAAGUGAUACGGGAGCUGGGAGAUUUUGUGUUAGCAGGUUGAAAAAAGCCAACUGUUAAACAUGUCUGACCAAGACAUUGAAGACUUUGAAGUAGACAGUAUGUCAGAUACCUCUCGGAUGAUCCCUGGCCUCCCACCCUAUAACAUAGAAGAUCAGCUCCUGCCUAUGGAGUCUCGGAGCAGGUGGGGGUGCUGGAUGUGGACCCUGCUGGUUACCGGAGCUAACUUUGUGGCUUUCCUAGCUAACUUCAUCAUGCUGUUUUUUAUAUUCACCAUUGUCCUGACACCCACGAUCGUUGUGGUUUACUUUGGGUUUCAAUGCCACUCCAGGGUCCUGCAUUCCGACGCCUCGUAUUGCAAAACCCUACUGGAUGACAACAGCUCCUCGGCUCUGAUAAUCCUGGGUUUUGUUAUGAUGUCUCCGCUGAUUGUGCUGGCCAUGGCUGUGUACUGUGGCCUUGCCAGGAGGCUGCGGCUUUUCAUGUGUUUUCAGCCCUACACUCGGGCUUUGUAUAAAGGGGUGCGAUGGAGAUGGUAUGAAGAGGGUGGAAUAUGUGGCUUUGUCAGAGAAUGGAAUAGCCAUGUCAAAGCCUGGGUAUAAAUAUCCCAAAGACUGAUGCCAAGUUAUAUAUUUAUCUUUUCCCUUCUGGAACGCUUCAUCCUUUGUUCCUAGUGCAUUAAAUAAACUCAGGUCUUCUGCAAAGCUUUCUGCUUAGAUACAAAGAACAGUUACCUGCUGCCAAACCAGUCACUCCUUCCUUUAUUUCAUUGUCCCCGUCUAAUGGAGAUGUAUACAAAAUGUAUUUAUUUUCUGGUAGCAGGACCUUAAUAAUGGCACCCUGAAAAAGAAUAUUCAUCUGUCCCAAAAUGGCAGUUUGUCAGUAUGUAGAAUUCACUGGCACGUUCUGCUUAUUAUUGAAGCUCUCCUCAUGUAUUUCUAUUGUUGUAUUGUAUUUUGUUAAUUGUGUACAGAACAUCACGACUUUCCAUGGCAGUGUGUAUCCAUUGAUAAUACAUUGAUUCAGCCAUUAGAUGUUGUCUUAGGGGUAUAGCCUGCAGUUCACAUUGUAUGAUAUAAAUUUAUAUAGAUCCACAGCA
Molecule: messenger RNA, 1613 nt
Organism: Xenopus laevis (African clawed frog)
Lineage: Eukaryota; Metazoa; Chordata; Amphibia; Anura; Pipidae
Gene: tmem278.S
Product: transmembrane protein 88 S homeolog
Exons: 2
Coding region: 577-1116 (179 amino acids)
Cellular component (GO): plasma membrane; membrane
Molecular function (GO): PDZ domain binding
Source: RefSeq, a predicted model, not a curated record